Molecule: messenger RNA, 488 nt
Organism: Argentina anserina (silverweed cinquefoil)
Lineage: Eukaryota; Viridiplantae; Streptophyta; Magnoliopsida; Rosales; Rosaceae
Product: histone H4
Exons: 1
Coding region: 38-349 (103 amino acids)
Biological process (GO): nucleosome assembly
Cellular component (GO): nucleosome
Molecular function (GO): DNA binding; protein heterodimerization activity; structural constituent of chromatin
Source: RefSeq, a predicted model, not a curated record
UCAAAAGAUCCGAAAUCCGAAUUCAAUCAGGUCAAAAAUGUCGGGUCGGGGCAAGGGCGGCAAGGGUUUGGGCAAAGGCGGAGCCAAGCGUCACAGGAAGGUCCUCCGCGACAACAUCCAGGGCAUUACCAAGCCGGCCAUCCGCCGUCUCGCUCGCCGUGGCGGUGUCAAGCGUAUUUCCGGCCUCAUCUACGAGGAGACACGUGGCGUCCUCAAGAUCUUCCUGGAGAACGUCAUCCGCGACGCCGUGACGUAUACAGAGCACGCCAGGAGGAAGACGGUGACGGCCAUGGAUGUGGUGUACGCGCUCAAGAGGCAGGGCAGGACUCUCUACGGGUUCGGCGGCUAGGGUUAGGAAUUGGGAUUUGGGAAUUGUAAAGGGGUGGGUCUGAGAUUUGGUUCGAUUAGGAUCUUUUAUGAAGUAAUCGGACGUUGUUUGUUCUUGUUAGGUCGUUUUUAAUGAAGAAUCGAUGCUGUUGCUUGUUGAA